Messenger RNA from Pungitius pungitius (ninespine stickleback), 2720 nucleotides. RefSeq names its product DNA topoisomerase I, mitochondrial. Lineage: Eukaryota; Metazoa; Chordata; Actinopteri; Perciformes; Gasterosteidae. Gene Ontology annotation, cellular component: chromosome; nucleolus. The transcript is spliced from 20 exons. The record is from RefSeq and is a predicted model, not a curated record. Gene Ontology annotation, biological process: DNA replication; chromosome segregation; DNA topological change. Gene Ontology annotation, molecular function: DNA topoisomerase type I (single strand cut, ATP-independent) activity; DNA binding. The coding region runs from base 427 to 2541 and encodes 704 amino acids.
ACCAAUCAUAAAAUGAAAAAAAGUGAUGCUGCAUUUGAUCAGAUCAGUGAUAUCCCAGAACAAGAGUCAAUAUCUGUGUCAACUAACGCCAAAGGGGAAAACGGACUCCAACGAAAGACAUGAAAGAACAGGUCACAGAAUACGGUGUAACACCCCCAAAAUCACACCCAUAUGCCAACUGCCGUAACGUCCUCAGCUAAUCAGGAUACAGCUGGUCGCUGAGGCACGCGCAGUUCAACCCAGGAGCUUCAAGCUAACGUCAACGGAAUCCGAGCCUCCCGAGUGUCCAUCAGGUGAAGGGAACCGCCAAAAAAAGUUCGAUGUGAACGAUGGGAAGAGAGAAGGCUAAAGAAAACGGGAAGGCCAAGCUCAACGCGAAGACGCUGAAAAAGCGCAGAGCCAAAGCAAACCCCGUUUCCAUUGAGAAUGGGACCAGGAACACGUAUUGCCAUGUCAACUAAAGCUACACCGAAACCUGAAAGACGAAAGCCGCAGAAAAAGGUCAAGACACCCAAGACUGAAACCCUGGAGUCAGCCAUCAGUUGCGGUGAGUCGGAACAGAUCGAAGAGGAUGAGGACUUCGUGGUAGAAAAGCAAGGAAUAAAAAGGAAAAGAGUAAAGGAAGAGCCCACAGACGGCCCUUCACACUCCACUGCUUCACCUUCGUCAAAGAAGAAAAGUGCAAAAGAGGAAAAUGAGGAAAAUAAGUUGAAUGGAGGAGAAAAGAAGGAAGAGGAAGAAGAGCUUAUAAUGAAGAGAAAGCGCGCAAGGAUGCCAAAAAAGGCUUCUGAGGAGGCAAGACUGCUGAAGAUCAAAAAGAAGGAAGAGGAGGAGCAGAGUCGAUGGAGAUGGUGGGAGGAGGAGAAGUAUGAAGAUGGGGUGAAAUGGAAGUUUCUGGAACACAAUGGACCCUAUUUCCCUCCCGACUACCGGCCUCUGCCAGACAACGUUCACUUCCUCUAUGAUGGUAAGGAGGUGAAGCUGAGCCUCGCCGCUGAAGAGGUGGCGUUUUUCUUUGGCCAGAUGUUGGACCAUGAGUACACCACCAAGAAGGUGUUCCAGGAUAACUACUUUAAAGAUUGGAGGAGGGAAAUGACCCACGAGGAGAGGUUGCUGAUUACAGAUCUGGACAAAUGUGACUUUAGGGAGAUCCAUGCCAUGCACAAAGCCAAGGUGGAGGCCAGGAAAAACUUCACCAAAGAGGAGAAACUGGCCUUGAAAGAGGCCAACCAGAAGAUUUUGGAUGAAUAUGGCUACUGUCUGCUGGACAACCACAAAGAGCGCAUUGGCAACUUCAAGAUUGAGCCUCCGGGGCUGUUCCGGGGUCGCGGCGAGCAUCCCAAGCAGGGAAUGCUGAAGAAAAGGAUCCAACCAGAGGACGUCAUCAUCAACUGCAGCAGAGAAUCCAGAGUUCCCGUGCCGCCUGCUGGUCACAGCUGGAAGGAGGUUCGCCAUGACAACUCUGUGACAUGGCUGGCAAGCUGGACUGAGAACGUCCAGGGUGCCAUUAAAUACAUCAUGCUGAACGCCAACUCCAAACUCAAGGCAGAGAAGGACUGGGAGAAAUACGAGAUUGCCCGGAAGCUGAAGUUGUGUGUAGAAGACAUCCGUAACCAGUACAACCAGGAUUUCAAAUCGAAAGAGAUGGUCACACGACAAAGAGCCGUGGCCCUCUACUUCAUAGACAAGCUGGCACUGAGAGCUGGUAAUGAGAAGGAUGAGGGAGAGACGGCAGACACAGUCGGUUGCUGCUCGCUACGCAUGGAGCACAUCACCCUUCAUGAGAACCUGGAAGGCAACAAAUAUGUGGUGGAGUUUGACUUCCUGGGUAAAGAUUGCAUCCGUUACUACAACAAGGUUCCGGUCAUCAAGAAGGUUUUUAAGAAUCUUAAUGUGUUCCUGGAGAACAAAAAUCCCAAAGAUGACCUCUUUGACCUCCUCAAUACUGGCAUGCUGAACAAGCACCUGAGCUCUCUAAUGACCGGUCUGACCGCCAAGGUCUUCAGGACGUACAACGCUUCCAUCACCCUACAGCAGCAGCUCAAAGAGCUGACAAACAAGUCAGCCAACGAGUUUGAGAAGCUGCUGUCCUACAACAGGGCGAACAGAGCAGUUGCCAUUCUAUGUAACCACCAGCGGGCGCCGCCAAAGACCUUCGACCAGUCUAUGGCUAACCUUCAGGCCAAGAUUGAUGGUGCAAAGGAAAAUCUGGCCCUCGCAAAGACGACGCUCAAACAGGCCAAGAAGGAGGCGAAGACCAAAGGGAUCUCCAACGCCAAGCUGCAGAUUCUGGUGGAGAGCAAGAAGGCAGCGGUGAAGCGCUCAGAGGAGAAGCUGCUGAAGCUGGAGCUCCAGGCGAUGGACAAAGAGGAAAACAAACAGAUUGCACUUGGAACCUCAAAGCUCAACUACCUGGACCCGCGCAUAAGCGUGGCCUGGUGCAAGAACAUGGGGGUAAAAAUAGAAAAAAUCUACAAUAAGAGCCAAAGGGACAAAUUUGCCUGGGCCAUCAACAUGACGGAGGAUGACUUUGAGUUCUAACUGAACUGACGCUGAAAAGCAAUUAAGGAACCAUUCAUGUUCACCACUGAUUUUGUACUUCUUGACAUUCUUUGCUUACUGCUGUUAAAUUGUGUUUAGGGCUUUUGGCACUCAAUUUUGCUGGUCAUUUGCUUUGUUUGUCAAUUUUGUUUUGCAAUAAUUUGAAUAAAGGUUCAUAC